AAACCGAAGACGAUGAAAUAGUAAGAAAAAAUAUAUAAAGAGAAGUGAAAAUGUUAAGAUUAUUAAGGCAUAAAAAUAUAGUGGAUUUAAAAGAAGCAUUUAAAAGAAAAGGAAGAAUAUAUUUAGUAUUUGAAUAUGUAGAAAAAAAUCUUCUUGAAAUUUUGGAAUAAAAACCUUCUGGUUUAGAUGUAUACAUAAAAAAAAAAAUUUAAAAAUUAAAAAAAAAUAAAGCCUGAAAUAAUACGAUGCAUAAUAUAUUAAUUAUUAAAAGCUUUAAAUUAAUGUCAUAAAUAAGAUGUAAUCCAUAGGGAUGUCAAACCAGAAAACUUACUAGUAAACCCAUACAAUUAUGAGCUAAAACUUUGCGAUUUUGGUUUUGCAAGAUAAUUACCAUCAAAAUAAACUGAAUUAUUAACCGAUUAUGUUGCCACAAGAUGGUAUAGAGCCCCUGAAUUACUUUUAUAAUAUUAAAAAUACGGAAAAGAGGUAGAUGUAUGGGCUAUAGCCUGUAUAAUGGGUGAACUAAUAGAUGGUUAGCCAAUGUUCCCUGGAGAAAAUGAAAUCGACUAAUUAUAUUUGAUACAAAAAAUGCUGGGACCUUUGACAGUAGAACAAAAGGAAUUAUUUAUUAAAAAUCCGAGAUUUUUAGGUAUGAAAUUUCCAGAAAUAAACAAACCUGAAACUUUAGAAAGAAGAUAUUUAGGAAAAUUAAGCAAAAAAGCAUUAAAUAUAAUGAAGGGUAUGCUUAAAAUGGAUCCUUAAGAAAGAAUUACAAUUGAAGAAGCAAUGAAACAUCCAUAUUUUGAUGAAAUUAGGGAUCAAUAUAAAAACGAAAAUGAAGAACCUAAAAAUAUAUAUGAGGAGUUGAAAAAAGAUAAUUCUAUUAAAAAAUAAAUUGAUAAAAAGAAUUUUAUUAAUAAUAAAGUUAUUUAAGAUGAAAAAAAUAGUAAUAAUAAUGAAAAUUUAUAAGAAAAAUAAUAAGAAAAUAAUAAUAAUUUUAUUAAAACUGAAGCUAAUACUAAUGAAAAAUAAAAUAGAUUAUUUGGAUAAAAAUCUAUUCCUUCUUAUUUAUAAUAAGGAUAAAAAAUUAUGUAGAAUACAGUUUAUAAUUAUAAAAUGAAUGAUGGAUCUUUUAUUGAAUAAAUUAAAAAAAAUAAUGUUUUUUUCCUUAUUAAUAAUAAAAUAAAUAUUAUUAUUUAUAUAAUUCAAAAAGGGAGGAUAAAAUCAAAAUUAGGAUAAAAAUAAUGA
Messenger RNA from Ichthyophthirius multifiliis, 1248 nucleotides. Its product is annotated as protein kinase domain protein. Gene Ontology annotation, molecular function: ATP binding; MAP kinase activity. Lineage: Eukaryota; Ciliophora; Oligohymenophorea; Hymenostomatida. Gene Ontology annotation, biological process: protein phosphorylation; intracellular signal transduction. The transcript has 4 exons. Gene Ontology annotation, cellular component: cytoplasm; nucleus. The record is from RefSeq and is a predicted model, not a curated record.